Molecule: messenger RNA, 864 nt
Organism: Blepharisma stoltei
Lineage: Eukaryota; Ciliophora; Heterotrichea; Heterotrichida; Blepharismidae
Source: the annotation of a GenBank genome assembly
AUGUGUGAGAAAUUAGAGUUGCCAUUAUUAGAGCAAAGCAAUGAAGCUGAUCUUACAGCUUCAGGGGGUCACGAAAAUCAAAUUGAGUUAAUCCAAAGGAAAAUUUACUCUCCCUAUAAGACUUCAAUAAUAUCAUGAGAUGCUAAAACAUAUGAGAAGAAGGUUCAUGCCAAUAUUCUUCCGGUAUCAAUCUCGUGCUCAUCAGAAAGAACAAUGACUUGUCUUUUUUCAGAUACUCAACUUUUUAUAUAUGGCGGAUUCAAAGAAAACUCAGAUGGAAUAAAAGAAGCAAUGGUCGUUGAUUUAGUUUCAAUGGAAGUAAAACUUAAAAAAUCAGGAAGAAAACGUGGGGGAGCAGGCCUGGCUCUAGUCGGAUGGCAAAUUUAUAUAUUUGGGGGGUAUAAAAAUGAAUAUGAAUUAUUGAAAGAAUGCGACAAAUAUGAUAUACUGACUAAUAAAUGAAUAAGAAUAGCAUCACUACCUUUCUAUUCUGGGUCUGUUGCUGCAGAGGUUUAUGGUAACGAUAUUCUCGUUGCAGGAACUCAUCUGCCUGGCUUAUAUUACUAUUCAGUUGGAAAAAAUACUUUUUCAAAGAUAAAAGAUCUUCCUAUUUUACAAGACAAAAAUAUAUUUGUGCAUGAGGGAAAAGCCUGAAUAUAUUGUAAUGAUUCCUGAUUUUACGAAAGCAAAAGAUAUGACUUAACAAAGUGGCGUAUAAUCGGGUAUUAUUAUGGUUUCAAUAUGCUCCUUAGUCAGCAUGUUAGAAUUGAGAAUGAACUUUUUUUUUUAGACAAUAGUAUGGGAAUAUAUGUAUUUGAUUUGCACACUGGAAUACUUGACAAGUUUAAAAAGAGUUUUAAAUAA